AUGAGUUCUCCUGAAGAAUACGACAAGAUGACUAAGGAGGAGCGUGAGGCGAAGGACAAGGCCGAACGUGCGCGGGAGGCGGAGGAGCAGGCUGCAUUGCCGUAUAAGUGGAAGCAGGAGCUCGGAGAGCUCGACAUCAUCGUUCCAGUACCGAAAGGGACGCGCGGAAGGGACGUCAACGUACUGAUUCAGAAGAAAAAACUCAGCGUUGGGCUCAAAGGCAAGGAGCCCAUUAUGGCAGGCGAGUUGUACAAGGAGAUCAAGGUCGAGGAGAGCACUUGGACCGUUGAGGACCAGGAAGCGGUUCAUGUCCACCUUGAGAAGAUAAACAAGCAGCAAUGGUGGGAGAACGUCCUGACACACCAUCCCAAGAUCGAUACGUCCAAGAUUCAACCUGAGAACAGCAAGCUCAGUGAUCUGGAUGGCGAGACGAGGGGAAUGGUUGAGAAGAUGAUGUUCGACAAUCAGCAAAAGCAAAUGGGCAAGCCGACAUCUGACGAACUUAAGAAGAUGGAGACUCUCAAGAAAUUCCAGGAGAUGCAUCCAGAGCUCGACUUCUCCAACGCAAAGAUUGCAUAGGCUGCUAAGCAUCUCUAACAGUUCCUCAAGUGCACAACAGACAAGGAAG
Molecule: messenger RNA, 628 nt
Organism: Laetiporus sulphureus 93-53
Lineage: Eukaryota; Fungi; Basidiomycota; Agaricomycetes; Polyporales; Laetiporaceae
Product: nuclear movement protein nudC
Exons: 7
Coding region: 1-579 (192 amino acids)
Biological process (GO): protein folding
Cellular component (GO): cytoplasm
Source: RefSeq, a predicted model, not a curated record